Anthonomus grandis grandis is the source of this 1847-nucleotide messenger RNA. Its product is annotated as peptide-N(4)-(N-acetyl-beta-glucosaminyl)asparagine amidase. The transcript has 9 exons. The record is from RefSeq and is a predicted model, not a curated record. Lineage: Eukaryota; Metazoa; Arthropoda; Insecta; Coleoptera; Curculionidae. Gene Ontology annotation, cellular component: cytosol; cytoplasm; nucleus. Gene Ontology annotation, molecular function: peptide-N4-(N-acetyl-beta-glucosaminyl)asparagine amidase activity. Gene Ontology annotation, biological process: protein quality control for misfolded or incompletely synthesized proteins; protein deglycosylation; glycoprotein catabolic process. The coding region runs from base 1 to 1815 and encodes 604 amino acids.
AUGAGCGCAGAACUGUUCAGAGAACUGAAUAAAAACCCAAAAGUCCAAAGUGAAAACACUGUGGGUCUACUAACGAAGAUCGCGGAGAAUAUUUUAAAUGACCCUAAUAAUGCUAAAUUUAGAACGCUAAAUAAAUCAAACAAAAAGGUUUUUGAGCAAAUUUUGCAAGUAAAGGGAGGCCUUCUAUGUUUGAGACUUAUGGGAUUUAAAGAGACUGAAAAAGGCUUUGUUCUUCCACCUGAUACCAAUUUAAGUGCAAUGAAAAAUAUAAAAGAAUUACUAUCAGUGUGGAAAGAUUCUGAGGAAGCAGACAUUGGAACUGUGAAGCCUGUAGAGCUCCCUCCGAUGGUCCCACUCUACAAGGACCAUCCAUUUCUUCAUAGAAUAGAGCAAACAUUCCAUAUAUGUUUGCGUUAUGCUAACAAGGAUUUAUUAAAAAGAGCCAAGAGAGUUAUCCCGGUUACAGUAUUAGGCAAAAAUGCACAGGAGAGGCUCAGAGCUAUCCAAGAACAUGUGAAAAAGAAUAAAUUGCCUGAACCUGAUGUGUCUUUACAAGAUCUGCUUCUCUUGGAGCUGUUGCAGUGGUUCAAUGAAGAGUUUUUCACUUGGGUUGAUAGUCCUGACUGUGAAAAAUGUCAAGGAAGCAGUCAGUUCUCACAUAUGAGCCAAGAUAAGAGCCACUUCAUUUAUACUAAUAGAGUAGAGAUGCACAAGUGCAAAUCCUGUGGAUUUCUGACUCCAUUUCCGAGGUAUGAAGACCUGAAUAUCUUGCUGGAAACGCGAAGAGGGAGGUGUGGGGAAUGGGCCAAUGUGUUCACUUUACUUUGCUCGGCCAUGGAUUGGGAUAGUAGAUAUGUGCUGGAUGAAAACGACCAUGUGUGGACUGAGGUUUACUCUUUUGCUAAAAAACGUUGGCUGCACUGUGAUCCUUGCGAAAAUAUUUGUGAUAAACCCUUGAUCUACGAGACUGGCUGGAAGAAGAACAUGAGUUAUGUGAUGGCUUAUUCACCAGAUGAGGUUCAAGAUGUUACUUGGAGGUAUUCCUGUAAGCAUAAGGAAGUGUUAAGCAGAAGGAGGUUGUGUGACGAGCAUUUGCUAGCAACGGCUUUGACAAACUUAAGAAGUAAGAGACAAGAAGGCAUGUCUGAACCUAGAAAGCAGUUUUUGACCAAAAGGUUACUGUUUGAGCUUGUGGAGCUUAUGGUCGAAAGGAAGCCUGAGGAUGGAGAGUCCAAGGGGCGUCAGUCAGGAGACGCCCUGUGGCGCCUCACCAGGGGAGAAACUCAAGAAACGCCACAAUUCAUUUGGGAAAUUGAUGUUGAUGCUUUGGAGGAUAAUGCGGCCACCGUAAGGUAUUCUUCAGCAAAGGACGUUUACGAGUUGGUUAGUUGUAAUAAGGUGAAGAAGAGCGUGAAAAAAUGGAAUUUGGGUUGUUUUGAGUUUAGCAAUAUUAUGAGGAAAGAGGAGAAGGAUUGGAAGCAGGUGUAUCUUGCUAGGACAGAAAACAGCAUGGCAGCCUCAAUUGCCUGGAAAUUCCAAUUCUCGGCACCCCUAGACAACGUUUCCCUGCACCUUCACCAUGUUACUUUUGAAAGUGGUACCGUGAGGGCCCGUAUAGUGAGCGACGAUGCUACCGAGGACAUUCCGAAUGAUGGGAAACUUUUUAGUGAAAAAUUCCAGGAUAGGAAGUUCGUCAUAGUGACGGCACAGUUGGAGGGUGGUAAAGGUGAUGUGGCUUGGCAACACACGCAACUUUUUAGACAAUUAGUAGAUAGCGAGGAGUAUCCUUUUAGUAUUACUUUUAAGUUUAAAUAAUAGGUUUUUUAAUAUAUCAUAUUUGUUUACCA